AUGGCACCACCACAGUACAUCCCCCCAGAUAGUCCUUGGGGCUACAAGAGAAAGGCAUUUUACUAUGCGGAUCGCAUCAACGAGAUGUUCCACGAUAUGAAGAGCCGUGGGCGCUUCAUCGAUAAAGACGAAGAGACGCUUUUCAACAGUCGAUACGAUGAGUGUAUCGACGAGAUGGAAAAGAAGUAUGGAGAGCAAAUAUUCCAGGCACAGUGGAAUGCCGAAUUCAAAAUUUGCAUUGAGUAUUCUGGUAGCAGUGCUUCAGUCGAGACCUUUGGCUGCCCAGAGCCCCCUCCAAUGACGGCUCUCCAUAUCGAAAACGUUCGUAAACAGAUGGACGCCGAAGAAGAGACAUCUGCGACCGGGAAUAGAUCGUCUGGCACCAAGGCCAAGGAGGCAGAUACUCUCAAAACUGGGGGCAAAGGAAGCAAGGUAUCUUAG
Venustampulla echinocandica is the source of this 441-nucleotide messenger RNA. RefSeq lists its product as uncharacterized. The record is from RefSeq and is a predicted model, not a curated record. The transcript has 2 exons. Lineage: Eukaryota; Fungi; Ascomycota; Leotiomycetes; Helotiales; Pleuroascaceae. The coding region runs from base 1 to 441 and encodes 146 amino acids.